UACACAUUUGACAUAUGUGUAUGCGAUGUAGUGUAGUGUUUUUAUUUGUAAUUAUGGUAUCUUUACUCUGUGACGUUUAACGUAGGGACUUGUGUAAAUAACAUUACAUUCCUUGAUGUAAGUGCGGUAUUUAAGUACUUCACUUAUUCUGUGGUGUUUAAUUCACUCAAGAAAGCUUGCUAGCUAAUAACCUUCGUGGAUAUCACUGAAGCCAACCUCAGUCAAGCGUGUGGUCAUGGCAGGACUAUAUAGAGCUCUUUUAACAGCUGCCUCCUCUGUCACAAAGAAUCUGACACAAGGCACAUCAUGUCCACUGAAAGGAGCAUGUCGCACUAAAUUCACCAGGAGCCGCAUCCCUCCACAGGUAUUUGAGGAGCGAUCAAAGGAACAUGAAAAGUAUGGUGGGGAUCCAGAACAGCCUCAUAAACUGCAUAUAGUGACACGGGUUAAAAGCACAAUGCGACGACCCUAUUGGGAAAGGAAGGUUGUAAAGAGUUUGGGUCUUAUGAAGGCACAUGAACCCCGUGUCCACAAGAACACCCCCUCUGUAAACAAUCAACUAAAAAUAAUUAAGCAUCUUGUUAAGAUUCAGCCCCUCAAACUCCCUUAUGGACUACCUGCGGAGGAGGAUAUGGCCAACACCUAUUUGAAUAGCAGAGGGGAGCUGGUAGUGAAACGUCUCCUUAAACCACUUGACCAGAAAGCCAUUGAGUCAUAGGAUUUUUUGACCCACGAUGUGUUUGUCUUUGCUGUUUAAUAAAGUUUCAAAUAACUAAACAUUCCUUUUAAUUUGUACAGUCCCUCAGGUAAUUCAGUACUUGCAUCAUUGAUAUGGUUAGAAAGACAGAAAGAGAACACCCAACAGUUUUCACGACCAUGAUCAGAAGAAUGAGCUUCACAUGUUUAAAAUGAUAGUUUUUAAUGAGUCAUGUAUUGCUACAAAAGAAGAAAAAAGCCUGCGACCUUUCACAUCAAUGGGAGAAAGAGGUGGCAAUUUUUAUUGGAAUGAAGAAGCUUGCUUCCUUAGCACUUGUUUGGUGCUCGCUGACCUAAGCACCAGUCCAUUAAGAGGCCAAAAUAUUGUGUGUAUAUAUAUAUUUUUUUUUU
This is a messenger RNA of Myxocyprinus asiaticus (Chinese sucker), 1107 nucleotides long. RefSeq names its product mitochondrial ribosomal protein L30 (gene mrpl30). Gene Ontology annotation, molecular function: structural constituent of ribosome. Bases 236 to 718 code for a protein of 160 amino acids. Gene Ontology annotation, biological process: translation. Gene Ontology annotation, cellular component: large ribosomal subunit; mitochondrion. The record is from RefSeq and is a predicted model, not a curated record. NCBI's taxonomy places the organism in Eukaryota, Metazoa, Chordata, Actinopteri, Cypriniformes, Catostomidae. The transcript has 5 exons.